Molecule: messenger RNA, 968 nt
Organism: Solanum pennellii
Lineage: Eukaryota; Viridiplantae; Streptophyta; Magnoliopsida; Solanales; Solanaceae
Product: LIM domain-containing protein PLIM2b-like
Exons: 5
Coding region: 172-810 (212 amino acids)
Biological process (GO): actin filament bundle assembly
Cellular component (GO): plasma membrane; actin cytoskeleton
Molecular function (GO): actin filament binding
Source: RefSeq, a predicted model, not a curated record
ACAAGCUUUUCUUUCUUGUUUGUUUAAUCUCAAUAACCAAAAAACAUUGGGCAGAAGAGCAUUUUUUGUGGAACUUAUUUUUCCCUCUGCCAUUUCUAACUCUGAAAAGAAAAAAAGUUAUUGAGAUUGAAACAAAAGCAAAGAAGACAAUAAAAGAAAAAUUUUAAAAAAAUGUCAUUCACAGGAACAUUGGAUAAAUGCAAAGCUUGUGAUAAGACUGUUUACUUUGUUGAUUUGUUGUCUGCUGAUGGAAUAACUUAUCAUAAAUCUUGCUUCAAAUGUACACAUUGCAAAGGAACUCUUGUGAUGAGCAACUACUCCUCCAUGGAUGGAGUCCUCUAUUGCAAGACGCAUUUUGAACAACUUUUUAAGGAAUGUGGAAAUUUUAGCAAGAACUUUCAGACUUCACCUAAGCCUGACAAGGAAAAUGCAUUGGCAAGGACUCCAAGCAAACUCUCUGCCAUGUUUUCUGGAACCCAAGACAAAUGUGCAGCAUGCACCAAAACUGUCUAUCCACUUGAAAAGGUGACAAUGGAGGGAGAAUCAUUCCACAAAUCAUGUUUCAAAUGUGCUCAUGGAGGAUGUCCACUUACACAUGCAACAUAUGCAUCACUUGAUGGAAUCCUCUAUUGCAAACAUCAUUUUGCACAACUUUUCAUGGAGAAAGGCACAUAUCAACAUGUUCUUGAAGCUGCAAAUAAUAAGAAGAAUGCUGAUCAAGCAGCAGCUAUUGAAGUAGUUGAAGAUGAGGCUACAACAACAGAUGAGCAACCAGAAAAGGAACCUCAUGAGGAAGAGUCACAAGAAUAGCCCUAAGAUAUUGGAUUAAUGAUCAAUUAAUUUUUUUAUUAUAAUUAAAAAUAAUCCAAAUUUGUUUGUAUGUUUCUGGUCAGUAAAUAAAGCUUUUCCUUUUCUUUUUGUGAUUAAUAGAUAAACCCUCUUAAUUGUAAUCAAAUUACUUUCCUGAA